This is a messenger RNA of Selaginella moellendorffii, 1471 nucleotides long. RefSeq lists its product as uncharacterized. The record is from RefSeq and is a predicted model, not a curated record. Lineage: Eukaryota; Viridiplantae; Streptophyta; Lycopodiopsida; Selaginellales; Selaginellaceae. Gene Ontology annotation, molecular function: phosphatase activity. Bases 85 to 879 code for a protein of 264 amino acids. Gene Ontology annotation, cellular component: cytoplasm. The transcript has 12 exons.
AACAUUAGGGUUUAAGCACCGGCGAUUGAUCGCGUGCGCGAUCCUCACGGCGAAUGGAUCUUCUCUUUGCGAUGAGCUCGCCAAAUGUGUAGCGAGAGUUUCUUGCCAAAAGGUAUGAGUCAUGGCUCGCGUUUUGGAGUAUGCCCUUGCUGUCACGCUUCCAUCGCGCUAUUUUUUAUGGACUCUCACUUAGACACUUGUCUCCGAAAAAGUCACGAGGAGGAUUCUGUGGAACCAGAUGAUGAAAAACCAGAGGAAGAACCUCAGACCAAGCAAGAAGUAUUUCCACUCUUCCGUCAAAGAAAGAAGCUUUUGGCAUCUCAGAUCAUUCAUAUUAUCAGGCACGGGCAUACUUUGUUUCAGCAAGGAGAUCAGAAGAUGAUCGAUGUAAGGCUCUCGGCUCAAGGCAUUCAACAGGCCUCCUGCAUUGGUCAGCAGUUGCUGUCGCUUAAGCCAGACGUGAUUCUAGUUUCUCCUCUAACAAGAGCGUUGGACACAUUGAGAUGGGCUUUACACCCGUUCAAGGACGAGAGAAGCAGUUUGCGUCUGGAAGUCAGCAGCUUACACACUGAGCACGUAGCUGGUGCUGGAGAUAUUGGCCGUGAUCCACAGGUACUUUCUCUUGAUUUUCCUUGGCUAUCAUUCGAGAAGCUCGAUCCAGUCUGGUGGUUCUCGCCGCCAGAGGCUCCAAACAUCGGGGCAUUUCGGACGAGAGAAAACACUGCGAACCUCCGCAAACGGGUCGCUUCUUUUCGUCGCCAUCUUCUUUCCAGGCCAGAACAAGUAAUUGCUGUUGUUGGACAUUCUACUUUCUUCAUGGUGCUUACCGGUGAGGAGAAGCGAAUGCGUCACUGUGAGUUUCGCAAGCUCGCAAUCUAAGACGUGAUGAUGCCAAAGCUAUUUCCCAAAGUCAUCCCGGAGUUCAUGCUGUAAGAAAUGUUUCCAGACAGUUGGCCUUUUAUGUGUUUCAGGCAGAAUUUAUGAUCAAGUCCAUAACUGUCAAUUCUUCAAUAUCUUGGCAGUGUUCAAAUUGCUCUCAAACUCUCUUCUUUGGAUUGAUUCUCAAGACUGUCAGCAGCUUGAAAACUAAUUAAACUCUCUUCUCCGUGUUUGCAUGCUUGGAGCGGGAUGAGCAUACAGCCAGCUACAAUCAUUUCAGCACUGGUUGCCUUCCCUCCAGCGUGCCUUGCAGGGAAGGCAGCCUUGAAAUCCAUCAAAAGCUUCAUCACAAGUGUUCUAGAACUGGAGAGCAUUGCAGUUCAAGCUGCAUCUGAUGAAGGCCAGCUGAUGUAUUUGCCGCUUGUUGAAGACAGCAUGGGCAGACUCAUCAGCCUACAAGGCUCUGGAGAGGGGCAAAAAGCCUUGAAAAUCUGAGAAGCCAUGCCUUUCAGGCAGCUUCAAGCAGUGGUGGUGCUAGUACCAGUACAAAUUGGCUUGAAAGGUAUCUCAAGUGUGGAAGUUUGCAUAUUUC